AGCUUCAUAGCAGCUAACUUGCAGCUGGCUAGCUUAGCUUCGAGGCUAGCAGCAGCCCCGCAGGGUGUAACGAUGGCAGCGGAACCGACGCAUUACUACUGAUGCUAAAGUGAACGAAGCCUGUGACUCUUCUAACGCGCAAUUACUCAUUGAAGAGCCGCGCUAGCUGCUAGCCCACUUGCUAACGGCUAACUAGCUCGGUUAGCUCCCGACAGCAGCAGCAGCCGCCGCUCAUCGCUGCUCCCGUCAAACCCGCUAAAGCCGUUAAGAUGGAAACAAACGUCCCGAAGCGACGCGACAACAAGAAGUCUCUGCGCGUGAAGGUGAUCAGCCUCGGGAACGCGGAGGUGGGGAAGAGCUGCAUCAUCAAACGUUAUUGCGAGAAGAGGUUUGUCCCAAAGUAUUUGGCCACAAUCGGCAUCGACUACGGCGUCACCAAAGUUCAGGUCCGAGACAGAGAAAUCAAAGUGAACAUCUUUGACAUGGCGGGUCAUCCCUUCUUCUACGAGGUGCGUAACGAGUUCUACAAGGACAGUCAGGGCGUCCUCCUGGUCUACGACGUGGGCCUCAGGGAGAGCUUCGACGCCCUGGACAGCUGGCUCGGGGAGAUGAAACAGGAAAUGGGCUCUCAGGCCAACAUGGAGAGCAUCGUCUUCAUCGUGUGCGCCAACAAGGUGGACCUGACGAAGCGGCGCGCGGUGGACGAGGGGGAGGGGCGUCUCUGGGCGGAGUCACGAGGGUUCCAUUACUUUGAGACGUCGGCUCAAAGCGGAGAGGGCAUCAACGAGAUGUUCCAGGCCUUCUUCUCCUCCAUCACCGACAUGUGUGAGAACGGAGGGAAGCGCCCGGUGUCGGAGGUCAGCGUGGGCUUCACCAAAGAGCAGGCCGACACCAUCCGACGCAUCCGCAACAGCAAAGACUCCUGGGACAUGUUGGGGGUGAAGCCUGGAGCCACCAGGGAGGAGGUGAACAAGGCGUACAGGAAGUUGGCCGUGCUGCUGCAUCCUGAUAAGUGCGUUGCCCCCGGCAGCGAAGACGCCUUCAAGGCCGUGGUGAACGCUCGCACGUCGUUGCUGAAGAACAUCAAGUAACUGAAUGCCAUUGGACGCCAGCGGGCCAAUCACAGGCCGCUUGUGGGAAUUAAACGUCACGUUGCUGUUUUUCAUCAUGACGUUUAGUUCAAAGUAUUUAAUCUUGGCUUUGUGUCGGUGUAAGAAGUCUACGGAAGACAAGGAGCGCCACAGAUACAUCAAAUAUUUAAAUGAAUACAACAAUUUGGGUUAACUCUCCUUGAAUUCCAGAGCUUUAAAAAACGAUCAAAACGAUUUUUAAAAAUUGAACUUUGUUCCGCACAAUAAAAACAGAGAUUAAAAUCAGCGCGGUUAAAUUAAAGUCAAAAUACACUAUUCAACUUUAAUUUAUAAUAAUAAAUGGAAAUUUAGGUCUAAAAAAGAUGUGGAUGUUGCUUCCGGUUACACAUACAGUACGAACACACACUGCCCGUCGUAAACACCCCCCUGGUGUGGUGUCAGCCAAACAGAUAAAAGUAUCUUGGGCUGUCUGAACCAGGUCAGUGUUUUACUUUGAUUCUGGAGGAAUAGAUGAUCACUAAAAGAUCCCUUUUCAAAGACGAUUUGCCAAAUAGACGUUUUUAAGUGCGACGUGAAGAAAACGCAUGUUUGAUAUUAACAGUUAUAUUUUACAUGAAAUAAAUUUGUUCCCUCAAAUUCAUAAUGAAACAAAUAUAAAAUAUGUAAUUUGCUUGUUUAAAUUUAGAUUUUCAGGUUUCUUUAAAUAAGUUUACAUUAUUAACUCAAGGUGACAUAAACUCUACCUUUAAUAUUUUAAACUGGUUUAUUUUCUUUCUUUGGAAUGUUUACAUGUUGACGAGCCGUCUUACUGUGUCUGUGAGAUUUAAAUGUUAUUAACUCGUUCAUCAUUUUAUAUUUUUACAUGUGUAACAAAUAUAAAGGCAGAGUUCACUUUAACGUGUAAUAACUUUUCCCAUCUUUUAAUAUUUACACAUAUAUUCACACAAUGUAUUUAUUAUAAAACGGCAAAACAAGCCCAUUUUAUUGAGUACCAGAAAAAAUAAUUUCAAUAAUAAACGUCAAUUCUGGAGAAAAGUGUUUUGUUCAUGACAAUUCUUGACAACAAAAAAUAUUUUUUAAUAAUUUGAGCGAAUACAUUCAAAUUAUUAUGUUGAAUAUUAAAUCAUCCCGUUUGACAAGUGGAAGAAAGAACUGUCUGAAAACAGCUUUAAAAUGUUGUCCAAUCAAACACUCGAUUUAAUUUGUCCCAUCAGUGUCAUAAACUCAUUUGAAUGAACGUGUGUGUGUGUGUGUGUGUGUGUGUGUGUGUGUGUGUGUGUGUGUGUGUGUUGCUUUGUGUUGAAAUUGCACGUUUUACUGGAUUAUUUUUUAAAUAAAAAAAAUCAUAUUAAACUCAAA
This is a messenger RNA of Gasterosteus aculeatus aculeatus (three-spined stickleback), 2450 nucleotides long. It is a transcript of the gene dnajc27, whose product is annotated as DnaJ (Hsp40) homolog, subfamily C, member 27. The record is from RefSeq and is a predicted model, not a curated record. NCBI's taxonomy places the organism in Eukaryota, Metazoa, Chordata, Actinopteri, Perciformes, Gasterosteidae. Gene Ontology annotation, molecular function: GTP binding; GTPase activity.